Messenger RNA from Sphaeramia orbicularis (orbiculate cardinalfish), 1367 nucleotides. Its product is annotated as dual specificity phosphatase DUPD1. NCBI's taxonomy places the organism in Eukaryota, Metazoa, Chordata, Actinopteri, Kurtiformes, Apogonidae. The transcript is spliced from 4 exons. Bases 155 to 757 code for a protein of 200 amino acids. Gene Ontology annotation, biological process: negative regulation of MAPK cascade; protein dephosphorylation. Gene Ontology annotation, molecular function: protein tyrosine/serine/threonine phosphatase activity; MAP kinase phosphatase activity. The record is from RefSeq and is a predicted model, not a curated record. Gene Ontology annotation, cellular component: cytoplasm.
GCCAGACUUAAACCCAACCAUGUUCUGCUUUUAAGGACUGCUUCACAACAAGCUGCCAGAGUGAUGAAACAAAAAAUCUCAAGCAGGGAAAUGAAGAGCUUUAAUCUCUUCUCUUGGUAAUAAAUCAUGUGUGAAAGGAAGCCACAGUGAGAAAAUGGCUUCUCACAAGUCAAAGAUAAAUGUUACAAAGGCGGCAGAGGAAUCCAGUCCAGUGGAUGAAUAUGUCACACCUGGGGGCUAUGAGCUGGAGAAAAUCCUUAACCGUGGGAGUGUGGCUUAUACUCAUGUCAACGAGGUCUGGCCUAAUGUCUACAUUGGGGACGAGCAAACGGCAAAGGAUAAGUAUAAGCUGAAGAAGCUGGGAAUUACCCACAUCUUGAAUGCAGCUGAGGGGACGUGGAACAGCGUGGAUACAGGAGCUGGUUACUAUGGUGACAUGGAUGUUGUCUACUAUGGCGUGGUGGCGGAGGACGUCCCAGCGUUCGACCUCAGCCAGUACUUCUUCUCCGCUGCCAAGUUCAUUGAGAAAACACUGAGCAAUCCUCAGAAUAAACUCCUGGUUCACUGUGUGAUGGGCAGGAGUCGGUCCGCGACCCUUUUCCUGGCCUACCUGAUGAUCUGUGAGGACAUGACUGUGGUGGACGCCAUCGAACAUGUGAAAAAGCGCAGACGGAUCAUCCCAAACUGGGGCUUCCUCAAACAGCUGAGAGAAUUGGACAUGCAGCUGCAGGAGAAGAAGAAGGAUGGAUCUGAGUAGAGGUGUUUUUAGGACCCCUGGGGGCAGUCCAGGUCAGAUGCCCAAUGUAAACACAGUCCAACUCCAGUCAAAAACCCAGGACAAGUCUCAGGUUCUGUAGGCCAGGUGUCAAAAAGGACAGGUCAAGUCUUAAACCAGUCAGGAUUGUUAAUCACAUCAAGUGUUGAGUGGAAUAUAAUGCUUUACAUCAAGUCUUCUAUAAUAUGACAAUUCUAAAGGUUCAAGUCUCACAGGUGAAGUCAAGUCAAGGUCAAAGGUGACAAGUCCCUUAGAAAAGAACUGAAAAGAGAAACCAAGUUGUAAAACUAAUAUCCGACAACUCCAAAUGUAGUUUUCAGUCAUUAGAGAUCAUUCUGUGCUUAAUCUGGUGUAACUCUGAAUCUAAUUGAGUCUUUUUGAGAAAUAAGAGGUGAAAAGUCUGCAUGACGCCCUCAUCAGGUAUUGGAGUUCUAGUAAAAUGAUAAAAUAAUCUGUGUAAACUUUCAUUUCUUCACAAACUGUACUAUAUUUUUUAAAUAAAAUAAGUCGACAAGUCUUUUCAGUGCAUGUGGCUAAUAUUUACAUAUUCAGUCUCAGUGAAUUUGUGUUUUAUAUAUCCUCCUGAGACCCU